CCGUUGGAUGCUACCAUGGAAUCGGGCUUCUUACGGCCAAAUUCCUAUUUUACCCUUAAUUCCGCCCAAGUGUCUUCUCUUCAUCUCGUCCAUACGAAAGUCACGAUUUUCUCUUUCUCCAAUGUCACGGCCCUUUACAAUCCAAUCAACAGCCGACUCCAAGCCCCGUCUACCAGACAAGAGGAACCGAACGGGAUCUGGAAACUAGGGCUUGAAGCCCGCCUCAAAGAUACCUACAGGGUGCAAUACCCCACCUCUUUUGAUAUGGGAAACAAACCUACAAAGAGAGAACCUACAAAGAGAGAGAGUGAUGUGAUUCAAGUGAAAGUUAUGCCACCAUUAGAUCAAGCCCUUUUGAAGUGGCUUACUCGAGAUUUGGAUCGCAUUCAUAGCUUUGCUCCAAGGAAUCCACGUGCCAUCAAGCCACCAGAACAUUAUAUCGAGUACAUGCGUAUGAAUGGAUGGUUGGAUGUGAACUUAGAUGAUCCUGAUUUGGCUCACCUUUUCAAGUGACAAGGCCCCUACUCUUUUGUCUCUGUGUUUUAAUAUUGUUUUGGCUCAACUCAUUAAGUUCCCUUCUCUUCUUUUCUCUUUCCGCGUACGGGUGAGGUGGGAUGAUGAUCUUGAUUUGAUUAGCCUCUCAAAAUAACAAGAUCUUUCUCUUUCUUCUGUCUUUGUUUUUCAUUGUUGGUUGAGCUAGGUUUGGCAGAAAUCAGUUCGAAGGCAUGUGAUGCUUAACCCAACAACAAUGAUAAAUUGAGGCAAUGAUUGUCCCACCUCUUCAAGUGAAGAAUCAUCUUUUCUA
Messenger RNA from Amborella trichopoda, 805 nucleotides. Its product is annotated as aspartyl/glutamyl-tRNA (Asn/Gln) amidotransferase subunit B. The record is from RefSeq and is a predicted model, not a curated record. NCBI's taxonomy places the organism in Eukaryota, Viridiplantae, Streptophyta, Magnoliopsida, Amborellales, Amborellaceae.